Hylaeus volcanicus is the source of this 686-nucleotide messenger RNA. RefSeq lists its product as uncharacterized. NCBI's taxonomy places the organism in Eukaryota, Metazoa, Arthropoda, Insecta, Hymenoptera, Colletidae. The coding region runs from base 123 to 686 and encodes 187 amino acids. The transcript has 5 exons. The record is from RefSeq and is a predicted model, not a curated record.
GCGCAGUUUAUAAAUCGUUAAGACUCUCCUCUUAGGGCUUGUGCAACGGCGGUGUUUCAGAAAAUGAGGCAAACAAUUCCUGGCUACUCGUCGAUUUUGAUUCGUUAACGCCUGGCGUUCCGAUGUUCAGCUACCUCUUCUUGGUGUGCUGUCUGUCGCGGUUAUCGAGCGUUUCGGGGGUGAAAAACAUCACGCACGGGGUUGCGAGACAUCUAAGAUCGAUUGGAUUCCCCGAUGGAAGUGGCAUGGGGAUAUUCUUCGCGCUCGGAGUGCCCAUUGAUAUUCCCAACAAAUCGGUGCUAUUUUCUAUGUACUUCGAAGCGAAUUACGGUCUGCCCGGAGAAUGGAACUCCAGUUAUUAUUUGGACGAGCCCUAUUACAGGAAACGCAGCCUAGAUCGACGAAUGGCGUACGACGUUCUCGUAAACAAAUUGGAAAGUUUCGGUUACUCCGGAGAAACUUGUCUGUUAAAAAUGAUCUGCGAAGUCGCGAACUGUCCCCUGACAAACAAUGGAGUAUUCGGCGAUAUUCUGCACAUUCUGUUCACGCCAUCCUCUUCCCAAGAUGAAGGACUCCCAAGCACCAUCACCGAGGCUGAGUAUAGAGAAGACUGCGAUAGCUACUAUGAAAAAUGUCCCCAAAGUCCAUUAGCCCUGAUAAGCCAGAAUCUCGACGCUAAUACUUGA